This is a messenger RNA of Colletotrichum scovillei, 2267 nucleotides long. RefSeq lists its product as uncharacterized. The transcript has 2 exons. The coding region runs from base 87 to 716 and encodes 209 amino acids. NCBI's taxonomy places the organism in Eukaryota, Fungi, Ascomycota, Sordariomycetes, Glomerellales, Glomerellaceae. The record is from RefSeq and is a predicted model, not a curated record.
GAAGAACAUCCAUUUCGAACACGGCAGCACAGCGAAGACGACGUGUGUGUGUUCUUACAGAGGUUGACUCUUUCCUCCCGCCCAUAAUGUCUCGAGUUGCGACACAUAGGCUGUUCGCAGCACCUUCAGGCCUCCGCGCCGUGGCCAUGGCGCAAGCUGCGAAUCGCUCCUUCUACCUCCAGUCGCGACACUCAAGCUCCCUUCCUACGGUAGCGCAACUCGAUUUCUGGAAGGGCCUCAUCCCCAAACCUUUCAGGUCCGAAGAGAAACUUACCGACGAUCCCAUGAUCAAGCGAGUCAAGCCGAAGAGAAAGAAGGAAUGGAACCCGGCCACGUUCUACAUUGUCAUCUUCCUCCUGAUCGGUUCCAUGUCCAUCAACAUGCUGUCGACGAAGCAGGCGUUCGAGGCGUUCUCUCGACAGGCAGAUGUCCGCAUCGGCGUCUUGCGGGAGGUGGUUGAGAAGCUACAGAGGGGCGAGACGGUUGACGUGGAGAAGGCGCUGGGUACGGGCGACGCUCAGAAGGAGUUGGACUGGGAGGAGAUGCUAAGAGAGAUUGAGCGAGAAGAUGUGUCGCGACAAAAGAAGCAGGAAAAGGCACGGCAGGCGGAGGCCACAACAACGGCGGCGGCGAGUAGCAAGGCCGAAGCACAACCGACAGCGGCAGUGCCCGAAGCCGCAAGGCCACCGGCGCGGGGCAUGUCGAGCUUUUUUUAGUUAUGCAAAUGGCAACGCUUUGGAUUGGUACAAAUCGUGGUGGUCUAUGACAACAUAUCUUUGAACACGCCAUGGUUCUCUUCGGGCGCUCCUACGGUCCCAACCGGACCCGAGGCGGUCCUUUGCAGCUGGCGUAGCUGCUCUACCAGCGCGGGAAGCACGACAUCGGUGGACACUUCUGUCCGCACUCCCCGAACACCCGUGGGGUCCGGGUCUUCCACGGCGGAGAUCUGGUCCUCGCCCCGUACGCCUCCGGUGUUCACCACCGCAAUGGGCAUGCCGCGGUCCAGCGCCAUCUUGGCCAGCCGCCAGGCAGAGUACGUGGCAAGUGAAGUCCCCAAGAUGAGAAGCUUUCCGGCCCCGUCAAUGGCCUCUUCGGCCGCCGUCUUGACGUCGCUCGGAAUGCUCUCACCAAACAUGACUACGGCGGGCUUCAAUAUGCCCCCGGAACUGGUGGAUUUCCACGCACCAUCGUGGUCGACUUCGACAACGUGCUUGGUCCCCUCAGGCGUGGACGGCGGCUUCGCGAGACAGUGCGGGCAGGCCGGGUAUCUAAAGGUGGUGUAUGGCGCGCCUGGCAGAUCCACGUCGCCGUCGGGGUUGGACUUGAUGCCCUUGGCCUUGCGCUCGGCAGGAUUCUCCGUGUCGAGCGCCCCGGAAGCUAACGCUUCGACGAGGAAGGCUGCCCAGGCCGGGUUGAGCCUCGCAAGCUCAUCCUGGAAGGCGUCUCUGGGGUACUCGUUCCUGCAAGUUACACAGACUGUGGAUCGUAGAUAGCCGUGCAGCUCUAAUGUUGGAAUGUCAGGAUGAGCUGUUGAGUGAAAUGAAUCAACGUUUUGCGUGAUGACGCUCCGAAUCAGGCCCAUGUGGCCCAAAUCUCGGAUGGCAUAGUGACCAUGAUUUGGCGACGCCUUGUGAAGCGACGUCCAACCCAAGAAACUCCUGGCCCAGUACCGUUUCCUCGCCUCGUGGUUGGCGAGGAACUCGUGGUAGUAGAUUGGGCGGUAGGUCUUGUUCACGCGAUACGUGCCAUUGACGCCUCGGUAGUCGGCGAGACCGCUGGAGACGGAUAGGCCCGCCCCAGUCAGUACGACGGUCGACCUCGGCAGGCCCUUUGGAGGCGGGGCCGUGAAGAAGUUCUGGAGGGCCGCGACAGCACCGGGGAUGGUAUUUGCGGUGCUUGGACGGACUGUGGGAGGGGCCAAGAGUUCCGUGUAGGGAAUGCGCAUAAGAGGUUUGCGCAUUGGGGCGAUGAUGUUGCGUUGUUGUGGUUGAGGUUGCGUAAGGCCUAUUCGGGAUGUGGGAGGGAAUUCCGGAGCCGCUUGAGAGUCUCAGUCAAGGGGGGAAGGUAGCUCCGGGGGAUGUACGUGGACGCGGCGGAGGCUCAGCAGAAAGAGGGAGGAGAGUGGAUGGGAAAGGGGGUGGGAGGAAGUGGUUAUGUGGACAUGUUCACCCUGGCGUUGAAUUUAAGAAUAGAAGUGAUCAAGGGACGGAAGGAGAUUUCUGACAAGCGCGUGUUAAUGGAAACGUUGCGACAGGCUCGAAUUUCAA